AUGGGCUCCAUUCGUGAUAACUUGGACCUUAUCGCCAAUGUAUACAAGCGAUUUUUGGCCUCCCGAAACAUCAACACUUUUGCUAUUGAUAGGAACGGGUCCCAAAUCUCGUUGCUUGCUUCCGAGGGCAAAUUCCUGGUCUCUUUAAAAGACGGUCUUUAUACUCUGGAAAAUACAACAAAGGACGUCGACGGCACACCGCUGUCGUUCUCUGCGUCGCUCGCCUGGCCCGACGGGCACACAGUGAACUAUCCUGUUGACUACGAUAGCAUCGAUCCCGACCUGCUAUCUGUGCUAAUUUCUGCGAUCACCAGGAAGCUGGGCCCGUUUUUGCCAGAACCGGUCUCUUCGAGCCAAUCUGUGCUACAAGAAUCCGUUUCGCGUGCUCUGCCACCUUCAGAGUCGCAGUCAGCCCCCCAAUUGGCCUCUAAUGUCAAACCAUCGCCUGCAUUAACUGCCCCGGCUCCCAAACCUCUACCGUCUGUGCUUGCUCCGCCAAGAUUCGAGGACGAGCACCAGAUCCAGUCCGACCGCACAUCCACUGUCUCGGCACCUGCUGCUCAGUCGGGAACCAGCGAUCUCUACCCUGGCGGAAUCAAAGACCCUAUCCUCAAACCGUACCUUGAUCCACUGGCCAUCAACGGGACCCAGGGUGGGGGCAUGCACCCCACCGCGUCAGAUCCCAUGUUUGGCGGCCGCUUGCCGGACCCUCGCCACGGGAUCAGGUACUCCGACCCGCUAAUGGGCCCGGACGACGACCCUGAGCUUUUGGGAGCAGGACUGCCGGGCCACCUGGGGCUACCGGGCCAGGGUUUCAACCGUCCACGGGGUCCACCAGGACCCCCGGGUUCCUUCGGUGGCGGGUUCAACGGGUUCAUCUAA
Messenger RNA from Ogataea philodendri, 882 nucleotides. RefSeq lists its product as uncharacterized. The record is from RefSeq and is a predicted model, not a curated record. The transcript has a single exon. NCBI's taxonomy places the organism in Eukaryota, Fungi, Ascomycota, Pichiomycetes, Pichiales, Pichiaceae. Bases 1 to 882 code for a protein of 293 amino acids.